AUGGCUAGUGAGACGUUUGGUGCACAGCUUGCAGGGGCGUGUCCCUUACACUUCAAUUUUCAUGACAAGUCUGGGGAGAGCAGAAAAAGAAUUAUCAGCAAAGUUGGAGGCCGUAAAAUGCAAAUUUUUGAUCCUGGAGACAAUGACGUUCACUGGGAAAUAUAUCGAAAAUUCCUACAAGUGGAUCCCAAAAUUGGUGUUGUCGGCUCUGAUCUACCAUCUGUAAAAUGGGUCGUGUUACAGACACCUCUGAAGUCUUCUGACGCUUGUUUUACGAAAGAAGAUGUUUAUGCCACGGAGAAUAUGAAGUUACCAGAAGUAGACCCAGAUGACACAGGUGCUAGUAUUCUUACAUUCGGGAGUACAGGAUUACCAAAGGCUGUACAAUAUAGUCAUCAUCGGGGAUACCCGAGUGUAGCUCUUGUAAGAGGAGGAAAACUUAUAACCCAGCAGAAUACUCUUCUAUUCCCAAGUAUUGCAAAGGCUAUGGAAUACACCUCAAGUAUAAUAGAGGAAGCAAGGCCCAAAAUCGCUGUUAUUGUCGUUCCUUUCCUUAUGGAACUACUAAUGACAGAAGAUGUUUCUUGGAAAAUUCCAACAGUUUUCACGGGAGGUCAGCCUGUCCCGGCCUCUUGCUUAUCAGCCAUCGGGAAAAGAUGCGACGCCCUUUUAGUUCUGUACGGCUCAACAGAAACUAGUUUUACAGCUGGAAGGCUGUAUACCUCGCCUAAUGACAAAUGCAUUGGUCUAUCGCCGUUACCUGGGGUGGAAAUAAAAAUUGUAGGGAAGAACGUAAUGACGGUUCCCCUUGGAACAAAAGGAGAAGUGCUUACGCGCAGCUGUUUACCAUUCCCAGGUUACAUCAAUGAAGUCGAAAAAACCGCGGUUGUUAUUACUCCUGUUGGAUGGUAUAAAACAGAUGAUUUCGGACAAAUUAAUUCUUCUUGUUACCUUGAAGUAUUUGGCAGAGUGUCUGACGUUAUGGAAAUCCCUGGAGCUAAGGUUCUGCCAUCCUUUCUCGAAGAAAUUAUUAAAAGGAAUCUCGGUGUUAAGGAAGUGGUGGUCUUCUCCAUAAAAGACGAAGUACACGCUGACGACAUUCCUUGUGCAGCUGUUGUUAAGAAGGACGGGAUGACCUUGACUGAAGAAUCCCUCAAAGAUUUUAUCAAACAAGAGCUCAAUGUUUCUGAGGAAGCUAUAUUCAUGGAAUAUAAAUAUUUAAACUCAUUUUCAGUCAACUUAUUUGAUACUGACAAAGGCAUUGGACAAAUAAAUCCUUACAAAGACGCACAGCGGGUUUGGUGUUCUACCAAGUCCUUAGUCUUCGAAAAAUAUUAA
Messenger RNA from Saccostrea cuccullata (small rock oyster), 1338 nucleotides. RefSeq lists its product as uncharacterized. Bases 1 to 1338 code for a protein of 445 amino acids. The record is from RefSeq and is a predicted model, not a curated record. The transcript has 3 exons. Gene Ontology annotation, molecular function: CoA-ligase activity. NCBI's taxonomy places the organism in Eukaryota, Metazoa, Mollusca, Bivalvia, Ostreida, Ostreidae.